This is a messenger RNA of Pelagomonas calceolata, 374 nucleotides long. The record is from the annotation of a GenBank genome assembly. Lineage: Eukaryota; Pelagophyceae; Pelagomonadales; Pelagomonadaceae.
CGCGCUGCGCGAGCGCAUGAGUCACGCCAGGACACAUUGAGUGUCGGCAAUCGACAUAUCUCGGACCCACGCAUCAUCACGCAGCGUGUCGCAUCGUAGAGCUGGCCCACACUUGAGUACACAUAGCGUGCUCUCAACUCAUGUCAGCGCUGGAACAACGCAACAAAAAGCAGCGCGCCGCGCCACCGCAGCGAGACAAAAGAAAUGCGGGAGAAGACACGCUCGACGACGACGACGAGGACGCCGCGACGACGCCGGCGCUCGCCGUCGAGCUCCGGACGGACGGCUACCGCGUCGCCGCGCUGCUACAGCCAGCACCGCCCGUCGAGGUGAAACGCGCCCGCGGCGCCGCAAAACCGCAGAAACCACCGCCG